GGUCCUUUGGCUUCGCGCUUAGCGCACCGGCCGGGGUCGCACCGAGGUUGCUGGGUGUUGGUUGUUCCGUCUGCUUCAGUAUUGGAAAAGCAGUUUGAGCUUUUUGUUCUGGAAGCUGUGCAUCACCAUGAGGCUUGUCAUUCUUGAUAACUAUGACCUGGCUAGUGAAUGGGCAGCGAAGUACAUCUGUAAUCGCAUCAUUCAGUUCAAACCUGGACAGGACAGAUAUUUUACACUGGGUUUACCAACAGGGAGUACACCUUUAGGAUGUUAUAAAAAACUAAUAGAAUAUCACAAGAAUGGAGACCUUUCUUUUAAAUAUGUAAAGACCUUCAACAUGGAUGAGUAUGUAGGACUUCCCAGAAACCAUCCUGAAAGCUACCAUUCUUACAUGUGGAAUAACUUUUUUAAGCAUAUUGAUAUAGAUCCUAAUAAUGCUCAUAUCCUUGAUGGAAAUGCUACAGAUUUACAAGCAGAAUGUGAUGAAUUUGAAAAAAAAAUAAAAGAAGCUGGAGGAAUUGAUCUUUUUGUUGGAGGAAUUGGUCCAGAUGGUCAUAUUGCUUUCAAUGAGCCAGGAUCCAGUUUAGUAUCCAGGACAAGAUUAAAGACUCUGGCAAUGGACACCAUUUUGGCAAAUGCUAAAUAUUUUGACGGUGACUUAUCGAAAGUGCCAACUAUGGCUCUAACAGUUGGUGUGGGGACAGUGAUGGAUGCCAGAGAAGUAAUGAUCCUCAUUACAGGAGCACACAAGGCAUUUGCUCUGUACAAAGCAAUAGAAGAAGGAGUCAAUCACAUGUGGACUGUUUCAGCCUUUCAGCAGCAUCCCCGAACUAUUUUUGUGUGUGACGAAGAUGCUACUUUAGAAUUAAGAGUAAAAACUGUGAAAUACUUUAAAGGUUUAAUGCAUGUGCACAAUAAACUUGUGGAUCCACUAUUCAGUAUGAAGGAAGGAAAUUGAAGGAGAUUGGAGCCAAAUUCUGCUUGAAUGAACAGGACACUUUCAUUAGAUGAAUUUUCAGCUAUGCAAUAUGAUAAAAUGGGAAUUUUUAAGACUGUCAUUUUUGAAGUCCAAUAUCUAUGUGUUAAACAUUCCAUAUUUAGAAUGUCCAUUUUAUAGUAGGAUUUAGAUGAAACUGGCUUUCCAUUGAAUGGUUGUUAUCAUGAAGUACUGAAGCCUGAGACACCCUUUACAACAGCACAGAGAUUAAAUACCUGCUUGUUUAAAAGUUUUAAGUCAUUUUAAAGAUAACAGUUCUGUACAAGUACUAUUCAUGAUUUCCAUGGCAUUCUUAGAUUUUUAUUUUUAAAACACACAAAGUUACUCUCUGAGCCUCCAGUUAUCAAACUAUUAUAGCAGACUUUUACUUUUGGAACAUUUGUUUUCUCUGCAUUACACACAAGCUUUCUGCACGUGGAAGCCUUAGUUUAUUUUCCUGUAGUAACAUUUGGACAUUAAAUGUCCUGCUACAUAUCAUUGGUACAGAAAAUUAGGAGAUGACAGUGCCUAAAAGUAUAGUUUAUGUCUUUUUGGAAAGUAUGUAUAAGUGCAUGUUUUUUGCACCUUCUUCUAUAGCACUUUUUUACAAAUGUGCUUAUUUUUAUUUAAUGACUUGGGUUCCUGCUCUUAAUAUAAAUAUUUUGGCAAUUAUGAGCUUUAUACCUAGUAACAUACUUAAGGAAAUUCUUUUGAAGAAAAUUUUCCAGUUGUUAAAUUUCAUAAAUGAUUAGCUAUAUUCCUUAUAUAUAGGUAUGUCUAAAAGGAUAAGAUGAAAUUAAAAUUUAUAUAAAAUUACUGUAAACUAUUUUAAAUUGCCAUAACUUGCAUCAUUAAACUGUAAAUAAGUUCUUAUUUAACUCAAAUAAAGCUUAUUAAUAAACAACUGUUAUCUAAAAUUUAUUUCCAGAAAUUAAAAGAACACAUGUAUCCAAAAAACUCCAUCCAAUAAUUAGUAAUAGCUGAAUCUUCAUUUUGUGUGUUGCUAUCAUACAAUUAGUUUCUAGCUGAAAGACUUGCUGCCUAUGAUGCCUUAGUCUUGUUCCACAAGGAGUGAAAAAUAUUCCUUUAUUCUGCAUAUUUAGCAUUUUA
This is a messenger RNA of Condylura cristata (star-nosed mole), 2086 nucleotides long. RefSeq names its product glucosamine-6-phosphate deaminase 2 (gene GNPDA2). The record is from RefSeq and is a predicted model, not a curated record. Gene Ontology annotation, cellular component: cytoplasm. Lineage: Eukaryota; Metazoa; Chordata; Mammalia; Eulipotyphla; Talpidae. Bases 128 to 958 code for a protein of 276 amino acids. The transcript is spliced from 7 exons. Gene Ontology annotation, biological process: N-acetylglucosamine catabolic process; N-acetylneuraminate catabolic process; carbohydrate metabolic process. Gene Ontology annotation, molecular function: glucosamine-6-phosphate deaminase activity; identical protein binding.